CCAACUACCAAUGCAUGGAUAUUAUUGUUCAUUAUUGUUCAACUUUUACGUGCUCUUCAAAUUGUCCAUAAAGAAGGAAUUGCUCAUCGUGAUUUGUCGACUACCAAUUUCGUGAUGGAUAUUCCUGGCGACAGUUCAACCUUGCUUGAUGAUUCACCACGAACAAAAGUUUAUUUGAUUGAUUUUGGAAAAGCUGUGUUUACAAAACCGAAAGACACUCAAUAUUGGUGGUUACAGCAAGAGAGCGCAUAUAACCGAGGAUUUGAAAUGUAUAAAAAUGAAGUUCAACCAAGAAAUAAGGAUGAAUUAGCGGUUUGGUGUAAGAAUCUGCCAUUAACGAUGGCGCGGCCGGAUCAUGGCUAUCGAUUGUAUCGUUCAAUACAGACUUUGCCCAAGACGCAGAGGGACCGCAAAUUACUGCCUUAUCUAAUUGAUCCUAUAGCUGAAGAUGUUUAUUCAAUGGGUGCGCUUAUUUGGAAGAUAAUUUCGGGUAUGGAGCCUUGGCCUGGCGUAUUCGAUAUAGACCUAAAAGCGUUGCGUGAAAAUGUUUCCAACGACGAGUCUAUUGAUCGAAUAAUCCACAGGGAAACACCGGGGCCUACGAGUGCACAGCUUUUGAAGAUGUUUUUGCGCGUUAACCCUGAAGAUCGUUGCUCUAUCACUGAAAUCCUCGGCUGGCUCGAGCGACCUGCGAUACGCAAGGCGUUGUUAUGUGAAUGGAAU
This is a messenger RNA of Mycotypha africana, 723 nucleotides long. RefSeq names its product kinase-like domain-containing protein. The transcript has a single exon. NCBI's taxonomy places the organism in Eukaryota, Fungi, Mucoromycota, Mucoromycetes, Mucorales, Mycotyphaceae. Gene Ontology annotation, molecular function: protein kinase activity; ATP binding. The annotation marks the transcript as partial. The record is from RefSeq and is a predicted model, not a curated record. Gene Ontology annotation, biological process: protein phosphorylation.